CGCCUUGUCUCUAUUUAAGCCUUUCACCCACUCCAGUUGUAAUCAAUCGUCUUCUAGCUGUUACCCACUGACCCCAAAAGGGUUUCAAAUUUAACCCUUUUUUCAACCUCGAUUUCCUCUGCUUUCCCUCACUCCCCGAUAAUCUGAAUUCAAUGGAGAAACAGGGCUUGCUUCGACUGAUUUGUGGAGCUUUGGCUUUGCUGAGCAUUUCAUUGGUGAAUGCUGAAAACCCAUAUAGGUUUUACACUUGGACAGUUACAUAUGGGACUAUUUCUCCUCUGGGUGUUCCUCAACAGGUUAUCCUGAUAAACGGUCAGUUUCCCGGCCCCAAAUUAGAAGUAGUGACCAAUGACAAUAUCAUUCUCAACCUUAUCAACAAGCUGGAUGAGCCUUUCUUGCUUACAUGGAAUGGGAUCAAACAGAGGAAGAACUCAUGGCAAGAUGGAGUUCUUGGGACCAACUGUGCCAUUCCUCCAAACUCUAAUUACACUUACUCCUUCCAAACCAAAGAUCAGAUUGGAUCCUUUGCAUACUUCCCUUCUACUCAGUUUCACAAAGCUGCUGGUGGCUUUGGAGCUCUGAAUGUCUACCAGAGGCCGCGAAUUCCAAUCCCUUAUCCUGUUCAAGAUGGAGAUUUUACUCUACUUGUUGGUGAUUGGUACAAGACUAGUCACAAGUCCCUGCAAGAAUCUCUAGAUGCAGGAAGGUCUCUUCCCUUACCUGAUGGUGUUCUUAUAAAUGGACAAACUCAUAGUACUUUCACUGGCAAUCAAGGUAAAACUUACAUGUUCAGGAUCUCAAAUGUGGGCUUGUCAACAUCUCUUAACUUCAGGAUUCAGGGACAUAAAAUGAAGUUAGUGGAAGUUGAAGGAUCUCAUACUCUCCAGAACUUAUACGACUCUCUCGACGUUCAUGUCGGUCAGUCGUUAUCGGUUCUAGUCACCUUAGAUCAGGCUCCAAAGGACUAUUAUAUAGUUGCAUCAACACGUUUCUCUAGAACUGUUCUCACAGCAACGGCAGUGUUGCAUUAUUCAAAUUCCAACUCACCUGUUUCUGGACCUUUGCCUGCUGGUCCUACCAUUGAAGUAGAUUGGUCUGUGAAGCAAGCCAGAACUUUCAGGUGGAACUUAACAGCAAAUGCAGCCAGGCCUAAUCCUCAGGGCUCAUUCCAUUAUGGGAAGAUUAUCCCAACAAAGACAAUUGUUUUGGCAACAUCCGCUCCUUUAAUCAAUGGAAAACAGCGAUAUGCCAUCAACAGGGUGUCAUAUGUUAAUUCAGACACCCCUCUAAAGCUUGCUGAUUACUUCAACAUCCCUGGUGUUUUCUCUGUAGAUUCCCUCCAGAGCCUUCCCUCUGGUGGUGCUGCCUUCAUUGCUACUUCUGUAUUGCCAACCGCUCUCCACGAUUUCGUUGAAAUUGUAUUCCAGAACAACGAGCACUCUAUGCAAUCCUUCCACCUUGAUGGUUAUGAUUUCUGGGUGGUUGGAUAUGGCUAUGGACAAUGGAGUCAAGCCAGCAGAAACUCCUACAAUUUAGUAGAUGCUCUUACCAGACACACAGCACAGGUGUAUCCAAAUUCAUGGACAGCCAUAUUGGUAUCAUUAGACAAUCAAGGGAUGUGGAACUUAAGGUCUGCAAUCUGGGAAAGACAGUAUCUUGGGCAACAGUUCUAUCUCAGAGUGUGGACUCAAACUCAGAGUCUUGCCAAUGAAUACAACAUCCCUCCCAACGCUUUGUUAUGUGGUAAGGCCAUGGGACGACAUCUUUGAAUCUCGCAUUGCCGAUCUGUCUGCCUUUAGUCAUGAGAGUUUGACUACAUUACAUGGAGAGAAAAAAUGAGAAUCAUUUACCUCAAUUCUUUCAAUCGCUUGGAAACUUUUACAUGUAUUGUUCUUUGAAGUGGCUCAAUCAAGUCAUGCUUCUAAGUUGUUCAUUUCACUAUUUAUUUUGAGAAAGUAAAUGGACUUACAAAAAUAUUACUA
Molecule: messenger RNA, 1982 nt
Organism: Cucurbita moschata (crookneck pumpkin)
Lineage: Eukaryota; Viridiplantae; Streptophyta; Magnoliopsida; Cucurbitales; Cucurbitaceae
Product: L-ascorbate oxidase homolog
Exons: 9
Coding region: 153-1769 (538 amino acids)
Molecular function (GO): oxidoreductase activity; copper ion binding
Source: RefSeq, a predicted model, not a curated record